AAAACCACGUUCGAUCCCAGCCUCCUGCUGGAUCUUGGUUCCCAAUCCCUAAAAAACGAGCAGCUGGAGCUUACGGGUCCUCUUUCCGAACGCCUGGGAGCGGCACAAUCAAAUAAAUACAGCCUGAAUCAACAACAGGGCCAACAAAAACUUCAUCAGCAGCAACAGCAACAGCAGCGACAGCAGCACCUCAGUCGAGACCGGGAGCUAAGCCAAGGUGACCAGGGCAUUUCGCCGGUGUAUAUGUUCACCGAUCGGGUCAUCAUCUUUGUCCUCUCGGCCAUCUUCGUGGUGUUGCUUAUUGUCACUAUGGUACUCAUUUUCCUCAUACGGCGUCGACGCUUCAUGGAGAUGCACGCUAGCCGGGCAAACAAGGACCACGGAAAGCGUGAGUCUAUCCAAUACUACUGGCAGAGAAUUUCAUUUUUUCCCAAUUAUCGAAUUAAGCUUGCAAAUAAUUACUGUCUUUUGUGA
Molecule: messenger RNA, 474 nt
Organism: Dibothriocephalus latus
Lineage: Eukaryota; Metazoa; Platyhelminthes; Cestoda; Diphyllobothriidea; Diphyllobothriidae
Source: the annotation of a GenBank genome assembly